AUGGAUGGCCUCAAGGGAUGCUUUCCAGAUUAUGAUAAAAUAUCUCAGGUGCGAGUGGAGGUCAAGCAUGACCUUACUAGGAAGUUGAAAAUUAAUUGCACAGAGGAUGGAACUCAUUACCUUGAUCUGAUCUCAACUGUCGAAGAACUUGUCGAUUUGUUGCAUCUGAUUGGAAAAGACCGGCUUACUAUCUGUAUCAAUUAUGAUGGAGCCACCAUUACGUUUUCUGCUGGCAAUAACAAGAAAGCCACUGAUGUAACCAUAACGAUCCUCCCAUUUCAGAGUGACUGCACUGACGGAGAAUGGAACUUUUGGGAGAAGCUUGCUCGCGAAUCUUCUUGUUUGCUUACAAUUGCUUACAUGCCUCAUCCUGAUAGCCCUGAGGUUUUUAAGCGAAGCUUUUGGGUACCCUUUGGACCAGCACUGCGGGAGCUGCAAACUUAUGGGAUUCAAAUUUUCGAUGGCAAGGCUGCUGGUGGGAUGCAGAAGCGCCGCGAAGGUAGACAUCCAGACAAAGUGAUCAGUGUUCUGUUCAUAAUGAGAUCAGACAUGCAAGGUCACUGGUACAUUUUCGAUAUUGGUGGAAUGAGAGAUGUUGAAAAGAUGUUUUGCAUGUGUUGCACCGAGCUACUUACAGAUCACAGAGCCGGUUCAUGGUUUAAAAUCGUGACAGUCACUGAAUCUGACAAUCUGAUCACCUUUUGUGAGAAACAUCGGAUUGUGAUGGAUAGUAUCCAGAGGUCUGAAUGA
This is a messenger RNA of Guillardia theta CCMP2712, 750 nucleotides long. RefSeq lists its product as hypothetical. Bases 1 to 750 code for a protein of 249 amino acids. NCBI's taxonomy places the organism in Eukaryota, Cryptophyceae, Pyrenomonadales, Geminigeraceae. The transcript has a single exon. The record is from RefSeq and is a predicted model, not a curated record.